This is a messenger RNA of Rattus rattus (black rat), 2658 nucleotides long. RefSeq names its product carbohydrate sulfotransferase 3 (gene Chst3). The coding region runs from base 445 to 1887 and encodes 480 amino acids. Lineage: Eukaryota; Metazoa; Chordata; Mammalia; Rodentia; Muridae. The transcript is spliced from 3 exons. Gene Ontology annotation, biological process: N-acetylglucosamine metabolic process; carbohydrate metabolic process. Gene Ontology annotation, molecular function: N-acetylglucosamine 6-O-sulfotransferase activity; chondroitin 6-sulfotransferase activity. Gene Ontology annotation, cellular component: Golgi membrane. The record is from RefSeq and is a predicted model, not a curated record.
UGCGCGUGUGGAGUGAGGCGGGGAGCUUGGCGGAGAGGCGAGGGGUUCCCGAAGCCUUGGCUGUGUCUUAGGAGGCCGCCUCCAGCCGCUAGCGGGAUCGGAAUCGUGGGUAGGACGGAUCGUUCUCCUGCAGCUAGGACACCGCCCGCCUGGCGCCGCUUCCCGCCCAGUGAAGGGACCAGCCCGGCCGCGCCUCCCUCCCCGAACUCGCCGGGGACGCAGAGUGGGCGCCGAGGGGAGCGCGGCUCCAGCAUCUUCUGAACCGAGAGCGCAGUUGGGGGCGGAUGCUGCCCGGGCUGGACGCCGGCCUCCGGAGAGUCGGAUCCGCCCGCCGGGAGGAGGAGGCUUGGUCGGGGAUGAAGGUGUCUCCCACCUGAAGAGGACAGGUUGGGUCCCAAGCUCUGCUCCUGAGCUGAGUGCCUGCAGCCAGACUCAGGAGCUUCCAUGGCGCCCCCUGUCCCCAUGGAGAAAGGACUCGCUUUGCCUCAGGAUUGCCGGGACCUUGUGCACAGCCUGAAGAUUCGAGGCAGAUAUGUCCUGUUCCUGGCAUUUGUGGUCAUAGUUUUUAUCUUCAUUGAAAAGGAAAAUAAAAUCAUAUCCAGGGUCUCCGACAAGCUGAAGCAGAUCCCUCAGUUUGUGGCAGAUGCCAACAGCACCGACCCAGCCCUGCUCUUAUCGGAAAACGCGUCUCUCUUGUCCCUGAGCGAGCUGGAUUCCACCUUCUCCCAUCUGCGGAGCCGCCUGCACAACUUGAGCCUGCAGCUGGGCUUAGCGCCAGCAAUGGAGGCCCAGGGCCAGGAGGCUUUGGCAGAGACGCCAUCCCAGCAGGCUGGAGCAGGGACCCGGCGCCACGUGCUCCUCAUGGCCACCACCCGCACCGGCUCCUCAUUCGUGGGCGAGUUCUUCAACCAGCAGGGCAAUAUCUUUUACCUCUUUGAGCCACUGUGGCACAUCGAGCGCACCGUGUUCUUCCAGCAGGGAGGUGCCAGCGCGGCGGGUUCAGCGUUGGUCUACCGCGAUGUCCUCAAGCAGCUAUUGCUGUGUGACCUGUAUGUGCUGGAGCCCUUCAUCACCCCUCCGCCCGAGGACCACUUGACUCAGUUCCUGUUCCGCCGGGGAUCCAGCCGCUCGCUCUGCGAGGAUCCGGUGUGCACGCCCUUCGUCAAGAAGGUCUUCGAGAAGUACCACUGCAGGAACCGUCACUGCGGGCCACUCAACGUGACCUUGGCGGCCGAGGCCUGCCGCCGCAAGGACCACAUGGCCCUCAAGGUCGUGCGCAUCCGUCAGCUGGAGUUCCUGCAGCCUCUGGCUGAGGACCCAAGGCUGGACCUGCGAGUCAUCCAGCUGGUGCGCGACCCCCGGGCCGUGCUGGCUUCACGCAUGGUGGCCUUUGCGGGCAAGUAUGAGAGCUGGAAGAAGUGGCUGUCCGAGGGCCAGGACCAGCUGAGCGAGAAUGAGGUGCAGCGGUUGCGGGGCAACUGUGAGAACAUCCGGCUGUCUGCAGAGCUGGGCUUGCGGCAGCCAGCCUGGCUGCGCGGUCGCUACAUGCUGGUGCGCUACGAGGAUGUGGCACGCAGGCCACUACAGAAGGCCCGAGAGAUGUAUCGCUUCGCAGGCAUCCCCUUGACCCCGCAGGUGGAGGACUGGAUCCAGAAGAACACGCAGGCGGCGCGCGACAGCAGCGACGUCUACUCCACUCAGAAGAACUCCUCGGAGCAGUUUGAGAAGUGGCGCUUCAGCAUGCCCUUCAAGCUGGCACAGGUGGUGCAGGCUGUCUGCGGCCCGGCCAUGCACCUCUUCGGCUACAAGUUGGCAAAGGAUGCCGCCUCACUCACCAACCGCUCCAUCAGCCUGCUGGAGGAGCGGGGCACCUUCUGGGUCACGUAGUAGGGGUUGUUCAGGACCCUUGGAACCCCUUCUUAUGAAAGGCUGGCCCUGCUUCCCUCACACCCAGCCUGGCAGUGAGACACAGCCCUGGCAGAGAGUCAAAUGGGGGAGCUGUGAUAGGAGAGGUGAUAGGAUACACCCCUGGCUAUAGCACUAGGCUCCCUGCCAGCUCAAUUCCCCAGCGCAGCUAGGGCCUUGGGGCCCCUCUAAGGACAGCAGGACCCUGUCUCCUUAGUGGUGCAGUGUCCCCAGCAGGCCCAGGUAGGUUCCUGUGGUGUGGACACGCCUCCCUGGCUCCUUACACAGUCACAUAAACAUACACGAAGCACAUAAAGGCCUGUGGGCUCUGUGGGCCAGAGUCCAAGUGUUUAACAGCCAGAAGGGGCUUAGGCCUUCUCCAGUCGCUGAGACCUCCUACUGUAAUAAGUGUUAACCUCUUCCGCUCUGAGUCAGAGAAGCCUGGCCAAGUCCUGGGAAGGAGGAGGAGGACAGCCUAGGGUGAGGAAGGGGGCAUUUGAAGUUCCUCAGGGAACAAUGGCUGUUUACCAGCUGAUAGAAAAUGGUCCGAGUAGCUGUUCUAACUUGUCAUGAAUAUCAUCAGCCUGUGUAGAACAAGACACACAAAGUGCAUGUAAAACAGACAAGGCUGGGGGAUGGCUCGGUGGUAAAGCCCUUGCCUCGCAUGCCUAGGGCUCUGGGUAUGAUUCCCAGCACUACAAAUAUAAGGGAAGGUGAGGCAUCCACAUAUGUGCAGCACCGAGAGAAACAAAA